Molecule: messenger RNA, 1656 nt
Organism: [Candida] anglica
Lineage: Eukaryota; Fungi; Ascomycota; Pichiomycetes; Serinales; Debaryomycetaceae
Source: the annotation of a GenBank genome assembly
GCACAAUUUAACGGUUUUGGCUUUUUUUUUUCUAUAAAUAAUUUUUUUUAGAGAGACCAUGACUUCCAUUAGAAGUGAAUUAGAAUCAAAUAGAGUACAGGAGCUCGACCAGCUUUUGAAGCUUGUACUGCCAAAGAUCUUGGAGUAUGUAGCCAAGGCAGACCCAAACUCUGAUCUGUACCAAUCAAACUCAUUAGGAACCUACCAUGAACCUUCUGAAUUGAAGGAGAAGUUGUUGACCCAUCAUGAUCGUUUGGAUGCCACUGGGAUCAAGGAUGCCCCACUUGGGGAAUUGGAAGACGUCAUUGAUAAGGUUCUCAACCUUUCUGUCAAUACAUGGAACCCUGGAUUUAUGGACAAGUUGUAUGCAUCCAACAAUCCAAUUGGAGUUAUUUCCGACCUUAUUUUAUCAGUUCUUAACACAAACUCGCAUGUUUACACGGUAUCGCCAGUUUUAUCUGUUCUUGAGAAUUAUAUUGGGAAGAAGUAUGCACAAUUAUUUUUCACCAAUGAUCAACAAACUUGUGGAGGAUUGACCUUUUCAGGAGGUUCAUGGUCUAAUGUCACAUCGAUGCAAAUUGCCCGUUCAUUGAAGUUCCCAGAAACCAAGGAAUUGGGUAAUGGGAACUACAAAUUUGCCGUUUAUACCUCGAAACAUUGCCAUUAUUCGGUGGAAAAGGCUGCUAUUCUUCUUGGAUUAGGGUCCAAAAACGUUUUUAAGGUUGAUAUCUUGGCCGAUGGAUCCAUGGAUGUUAACUCUUUGAAAAGUACUGUGGAACAAAGUAUCAAAGAUGGAUAUACCCCCUUGUAUAUAAACGCCACUGCCGGUACAACCGUGUUUGGAUCAUUUGAUCCAUUCACGGAGAUUUCUGAAAUUGCUCGCAAACAUGACAUUUGGUUUCAUAUCGAUGGAUCUUGGGGUGGUAACGUGGUGUUUUCAUCUACUCACAAGAAGAAGAUGAUUGGAUCCCAUUUAGCCAAUUCUAUCACUGCAAACCCUCAUAAGAUGUUGGGAGUCCCAACAACCUGCCUGUUCCUUUUACUCCCACACGUUGGACAUUUCCAAAAGGCCAUGUCACUUUCAGCACCAUAUCUUUUCCAUGGUAACAAUGAUGACGAAGAGAAUUAUGAUUUGGCCGAUGGUACCAUGGGAUGUGGCCGUAGAGCAGAUUCAUUUAAGUUCUACAUGACUUGGUUGUACUAUGGCCAACAAGGAUUGGAAGAACGGGUUGACCAUGCAUUCAACAUUGCCCAAUAUUUCAUAGAGAAGAUUUCCCAUCUAGAUGGAUUUGAAUUGGUGGUUGGAUCAAAAGAAUCCCCUCCACAAUGUCUUCAAGUUUGUUUCUACUACAGCCCUGAGGGUUACAAAUCUAAGGACCAUACAGAAGCUACACGGUUCAUUUCCAGAGCGUUACACUCCAAGGGGAAGUAUUUGGUGGAUUAUUCACCUAAUCCAACCUCUCAAGACGGUAAGGGAGAAUUCUUUAGAGUUGUGUUCAACUCACCAAUUCUCACCAGUGAGGUUAUUGACGAUCUUGUGGAAAGCAUCGUUGCAGCCGGCAAGGAGUUAGAGUUGUGAUUGUACAGUCUAUAUAGAGAGAAUGUAUAUUUAUUAGAGAAUAGAUAACAUCAAAUGUCAAGUGAUGUUUUCAUGCA